CAUACUCUGCUAUAAUAAUCGUUUUUUCCUCUCUUUGUUCAAAACCCAUUUUCACUUUUUCACAUAAACCCAUUAAUUUUUCUACUAAAGUUUCCAACUUUCGACCAUAUCAUGAACAUUCAACCCAAAAUCGAACCUGGGUCAUCAUCACCCACCAACCCUAAGAACAACCUUGAAGAUAAUCCUAUUCAUGAUCUUGUUAAGAUUUUGUGUGUUUUGGAGAGUAGGGAUUUAAGACUCAGAGAGGAGUUUCACUUGGAAAGACUCUCAAGGUUACAUGCUGAGUUUGAGUCUAAGAAAAGAGAAGAAAUGUUUGAGAAAGGUAAUGGAAAAACUAUUCAAGAGUUACAAAAGAAGAACAAUGAACUAGAGGUUGAAGUUAUGAAUUUGAAGGAGAAACUUGUUGAUGGUAGCAAUGAAGUUGGUGUGUUAAGAACAAAGAUUGUUGAAUUAGAAUCUGAAAUUUUGGAGUUGAGGAAAUUAAAUGAAAAGAUGCUGGAGGAUAAUAAUGAACUUGUUGUGCUAAGAGAAAUGAUUGGUAAAUUAGAGCAUGAAGUUUUGGAGUUGAGGAAGUUGAAGAAAAAAUGGUUUGAUGAUAGCAAUGCUCAUGAUGAGGUACGAAGCAAGGUUCGUGUAAUGGAGGGUGAUAAGAAUGAUUUGGCUGGACUUAAGAUUGAAACUGGUGAAUUGAAGGAAACAAUGAAGAAGAAUUUGGAAACUAUAAGUGAGCUGAGGAAAGAAAAUGAUAAGCGGACGGUUGAGAUAUUACUUGGGGGUUUUUACAAAAAGUUUAGAGGAAUGACCGGAAGAGUUUCAAGGUUCGAUGAUGAUACUAAUUUUGAAGAGAACCAGGAAGAUGAUGUUUCUGACGAUGAGUUCAGAAAUGUAGAUGCUCAUCACACUCUUGGAGUUUCUGACGCUCAUGGUGCAUCAUCAGGUAAGGGAACAAUGAAAGUGAAAAAGGAUAUUGAGAUCAUGCACUUUGAUGACAACAACGACGACGAUGAAAGGUGUAUGUCCCAAGGAGUACAUGAAAUGAAUGCUAUUUAUGGAAUUGCUGUGAAGAAUGAGGAUCCAACUCCAAGUUCAUCACUAGCAGUUCAACUAGGAACCAAGUUUGCAAAUGCGGUUAACACAGUCAAAAGAAAAUUUUCUUUCAGCGACAGUGAAACCUCCACUUCUUCUUCCUCUGAUGAUUCAUUGUUUCUUGAUAAUCUUACAGGGAGGUCCGAGGUAUCACUUGCAAAAAAGAAAAAGUUGUAGUCCAACAAUCCAGGAUUAAUUAAACCGUUAUAUUUCAAUUGAUAAUCUUACAAGAGGUCCGCGGUAUCAUCAAUGAAUUUAAUGUGCUGGGUUUGAUGGAAAUGCGGGUUGAUAUCAUUGCUCUUGUUGAGCCGAGACCCUAAUCUAGCAUUGAAAAAUCGA
Molecule: messenger RNA, 1425 nt
Organism: Medicago truncatula (barrel medic)
Lineage: Eukaryota; Viridiplantae; Streptophyta; Magnoliopsida; Fabales; Fabaceae
Exons: 2
Coding region: 112-1263 (383 amino acids)
Source: RefSeq, a predicted model, not a curated record